AUGAUGGACUCUGCAAAUACUAGACUGGAGAAUAUUGCCAGUCAUUUGAUAUUGAAUAAUAAUGAUACUGCUGCUGCCACCGUUGCCGCUGCACCAUUGACAGUGGAGAGCAAUGUGCCAAAGGUUGAUGUUAAAGCUUUGAAGCAAUUCUUUGAUACUCCUCAACACAAUGAGUAUCGCAACAAGGUCAGAGCCUUCAUGGAGACUUCGCCAAUCUUCAAAGUACCAAGCUACAAUCUCAACAUGAAAGACUACAGAGCACUUGUGUUGGAGCAGCUCAAAACAGUGGCCGAUGCAGGAUUUGCCAACUUCUUUGAUGUUAGAGACAACAUCGACAAGAUGUGUGCCUUCGCUGGACUCUUGGCCCAGUUCAACAACAACAUAUAUACUUUGCUCGCAGUGCACUACGUGCUUUAUGGAGGCACGUUGUUGCUGUUGGGCAGCGAGCGUCAUGCUCACUUCACACACGCAGCGGCCAAUCUCGAGAUUGGUUGUUUCGCAAUGACAGAGAUUGGACAUGGAAGUAACGUUCGUGGAUUGGAAACCACUGCCACCUACUGCGCCAAGACUCAGCAGUUCAUUAUCAACUCGCCAACGCCAACUAGCCAGAAGUUCUGGAUUGGUGCGGCCGCCCAGCACGCACGCAACGCCACCGUCUUUGCGCGUCUGAUCGUCGCGGGCAAGGACCAUGGCAUCCACGCACUCGUCGUGCCAAUCAGAGACAGCUUUGGUCGCUCAAUGCCUGGCGUCACACUUCGCGAUUGUGGUCACAAGCUUGGUCUCAAUGGCAUUGACAAUGGACAGAUCCACUUUGAUCACGUGGCCAUCCCCAGGAUCAACCUGCUCAACAAGUUCUCAGACGUCACCGAAGACGGCCAAUACAAGUCACAGUUCAAGAACCCAUUGCAGAACUUUGGUGCCACUAUGGGAGUGUUCAUUGCUGGACGUCACUACAUGUCCAAGGCAGCAUCUGGAGCAUCAAAGACAUGUUUGACUAUUGCCAUCCGUUAUGCUCAUGAGCGCAAGCAGUUUGGACCUGAGGGUGCUGAUGAGCAACCACUCUUCACUUUACCAGCACAUCAACGUAGACUUUUGACUCCACUGGCCAGGACAAUCCUGAUGGAUUCAUACCUACACUACCUCGCCCGUCGUAUGGAUGGAGGACACUUGGGCAUUAGCGCACAUGCUCAUUGCUCAGGACUAAAGGCUGUGUUCACAUGGCAAGCAUUGAAGACAUUCCAGAUCUGUAGAGAGUCAUGUGGAGGACAAGGCUUCAGGUCACAGAAUAGAAUCGCAGCGUUCAAGAGCGACUGCGAUAUCAUGGUCACAUACGAGGGCGACAACACAGUCUUGAUGAUCCAGGUCGCCAAGUUCUUGCUGUCUGGCAAGCACAAGUUGGCCAAUGUACCAGAGACAGCGAUCACCUCAGUCAAUGAAUUGUCCGAUCUCAACAAGCUGCAUGCUUUGUUCACAACACGUGUCAAGUACCAGGUUCAAUUCCUCAAGGACACGAUCAAGAAGAUUGGAGGCAAUUCCUAUGAUGCAUUCUCCAAGGCGGCACCAUGGGCCAUGCAAGCGGCAGCGGCCUACACCGAUCUGACCAUCCUGGAGAAUGCCAUCAGGGAUGUCAAGGCUGGCGCCCCCGCACCCAUGGCUCAGAUCACCCUAUUCGACACACUGGAGAGAUUGGAGCAAGACCUCGGAUGGUUCGCAACCAACAACUUGAUAACACCAGCCGUUGCCAAUCAACUACCUUUCAAGAUCAUGGAGCUUGUUGCCUGUCUCGCACCACAAGCUCUUGCUAUCGUUGAUGCUCUUGCCGUUCCACAAGUGUGUCUACCCUCUACCUCUUUGAUGGAUGGACUCUUUGACUAA
Molecule: messenger RNA, 1875 nt
Organism: Acytostelium subglobosum LB1
Lineage: Eukaryota; Evosea; Eumycetozoa; Acytosteliales; Acytosteliaceae
Exons: 8
Coding region: 1-1875 (624 amino acids)
Biological process (GO): fatty acid beta-oxidation using acyl-CoA oxidase; lipid homeostasis
Cellular component (GO): peroxisome
Molecular function (GO): FAD binding; fatty acid binding; acyl-CoA oxidase activity
Source: RefSeq, a predicted model, not a curated record